Messenger RNA from Phyllopteryx taeniolatus (common seadragon), 7191 nucleotides. It is a transcript of the gene cpeb2, whose product is annotated as cytoplasmic polyadenylation element binding protein 2. The record is from RefSeq and is a predicted model, not a curated record. Gene Ontology annotation, molecular function: mRNA 3'-UTR binding; mRNA regulatory element binding translation repressor activity; ribosome binding. Gene Ontology annotation, cellular component: cytoplasm; neuron projection; synapse. The transcript has 10 exons. NCBI's taxonomy places the organism in Eukaryota, Metazoa, Chordata, Actinopteri, Syngnathiformes, Syngnathidae. Gene Ontology annotation, biological process: negative regulation of cytoplasmic translation. The coding region runs from base 322 to 2028 and encodes 568 amino acids.
CCUCCGCACAUUGUCAUCAUUUAAAAGCCAAACGAGGCGGAUCGCUGCUGCAAAACAUGCGGGAUGAGCCUGCGGGGGUGACACGCACUCCGACGCCGCCGUCCACCGAAGAGGAGCCCGCAGCAGCACCGGCCCCGACCGAGCGCCGCUGCCCGGUGCAGCGGCGAGGCUUCCGUUCGACUCGGGCCGCCCGUGACCUUCAGCUCGGCCGGGAAAGACAGCGGCACUCCGGCGAGUCGGCGGCCUCUUCCUCGCCCUUCGAGCCGGCAGAGGAGGACGCCGCUGCCGCCGACUUCCGUGAAUCCGCUCCGCGCCGUCCCAAUGGAUCCCCCCGUGGCCCACCGCGUCAACAGCGGCAAUGACAACAUGUUGUCCGGGGGUCUGGGCGCCGCCUUCCCGGAGAUGCCGAGCACCGGCGGCGGCGGCGGCGGCUCGUCCUCGCCGUCCCUCCCGGGCUUCGGCACGCCUUGGUCGGUGCAGACGUGCAGCUCGUCGCCCCCUCCCGGCCCCCCCGCUGCACCUGCGCCCUGCAACCCCGCCGCGGACUUCUACGCGGGGAUGCCGGCCUCCUCCUGCGUCAGCCCGGCCUUCUUCCAGGGCUUCGGCGGGGCCUUCUCGCAGCAGAUCCGCAGGUCGCCCAUCAGCCCGCAGAUUCCCCACCUGCAGCAGCAGCAGCAGCAGAGGAGCAACUGCAACCAACAGCAGCACGCGAUGAAGCCGUCACCCUGGGGCGCUCACCACGGCAACGGCUGGAGCUCGGGAGGCGCGUCCUGGGGCCGGGAGCACCGCAAGGGGGCGGGCGCCUCGUCGCCCCUCAAGAAGGCCUUCCAGGGCGGCGUCAUCGGACCGCCCAAGUUCCCGCGCUCGGCCGCCGCCUCGCUGGGGCCCAAGUCGUGGGCGGAGGACAACGUGUUCCGCGCCGACGGCAACAGCAACGCCGUGGCGUCCCCGCAGGACCGCUCGCGGAUGUACGAGAGUCUCAACAUGCAUUCGCUGGAGAGCUCUCUGAUUGACAUCAUGCGAGCCGAGCAGGAUCCCAUGAAAGGCCGUUUUGGAUGCCUGAACCCGGCCGCAGACGGGCUCCUCAUGCUCAACGCCAGGAGCUAUGGGAGACGUCGAGGGCGCUCUUCUCUUUUCCCCAUCGAUGACAAUCUCUUGGAUGACGGCCACGGCAACAAGGGGAUCCCGCGGGUCCUGGGGUCGGCCGGCUGCUUCGCGCAUCAGAACGGCGAGCGCGUGGAGCGCUUCUCGCGCAAGGUGUUUGUGGGCGGGCUGCCACCUGACAUCGACGAAGAUGAAAUAACCUCCAGCUUCCGCCGCUUCGGUCACCUGGUGGUGGACUGGCCGCACAAAGCCGAGAGCAAGUCCUACUUUCCGCCCAAAGGAUACGCCUUCCUGCUGUUCCAGGACGAGACGUCCGUGCAGGCCCUGAUUGAAGCCUGCAUGGAGGAGGACGGGAAGCUCUACCUGUGCGUCUCCAGCCCCACCAUCAAGGACAAACCUGUGCAAAUCCGCCCGUGGAAUCUGAGCGACAGCGACUUUGUGAUGGACGGAUCUCAGCCCCUGGACCCCCGCAAGACCAUCUUUGUGGGAGGCGUCCCUCGUCCCCUGAGAGCGAUCGAGCUGGCCACGAUCAUGGACCGCCUCUACGGCGGCGUCUGCUACGCCGGGAUCGACACCGACCCGGAGCUCAAGUACCCCAAGGGGGCGGGGCGGGUGGCCUUCUCCAAUCAGCAGAGCUACAUCGCCGCCAUCAGCGCCCGAUUUGUGCAGCUGCAGCACGGCGACAUCGACAAGCGGGUGGAGGUGAAGCCGUACGUGCUGGACGACCAGCUGUGCGACGAGUGCCAGGGCGCCCGCUGCGGCGGCAAGUUUGCGCCCUUCUUCUGCGCCAACGUCACCUGCCUGCAGUACUAUUGCGAGUUCUGCUGGGCCAACAUCCACUCGCGUGCCGGCCGCGAGUUCCACAAGCCCCUGGUGAAGGAGGGCGCCGACCGCCCGCGCCAGAUCCACUUCCGCUGGAACUAGAAGCUGUCAGUAUAACUCACCCACGCUCAUAACGCCAAACCAGGGGUGUCCAAACCACGGCCCGGGUGGCAUUUGCGGCUCACCGUCCGUUUUUAAUCAGCCUGCAUCAUUUACUUGAAUUCACACCCGACCGGACAGAAAAGCCGUUAAUAAAAAAAAGAUUUUAAUAGGCGUAAAUGAAUCUGCACGCAAACCUUCCUUCUCGGCUUUUGCACCGAAGCAUUCCACCGAUCCAGUUUGACUCUUAACGUCCAGAUUUAUUUCAUUUAAGACAAUUUCAAUCUUGAGGCGACAUAAUGAGCGGCACGGCUCCGGGACGGAGUUUCACGACACUUCCCGGAAGAUUUUCAACACUUUAAAUUGGCUGAUAAUGCAUAAAAAUAGCAGGCGAUGUUUGGACACAUCAAUGGUAUGUUUGUGAAAAACAAUACAUUUGACCAUAUUUGGAUAUAAAAGUUUUCCGCCCGGCAGCGGCGAUCUAUUCGAGAAUUUAUAAUUCUUUCGCAUAUUUUGACCUGCACUGAUGGAUUUGGUUUGAACGUGUUCAAAGUUGAAGGACGUCAAAGUCUCCCUUUUGCAUCCUUCACGUUUUCUGUAUGCGGCCGUUGGCAGAAGAAGUUUGCACACCCCCCUGCACCACGCGCAUCGCCGAUCACUCAAGAAAGCGGCCGAAUUUUGUAGCAGCCACGAGCAUCGUUUCUUCUCCACCUCACAUCUCAGGCUCUUGUUUUUUUUUGGUUUUUUUUUUGUGGUACUUUCAUCUUUUCUUCGAGGAAAACAAGAAAUGGUGUUCUAUAAAAAAAAACAUUUUUUUGAAAUGAUUGUUUUUGUGUGUGAGACGAAAAGAAGAAGAUAUGGGAAUGUUUGCGCUCGGGCCCGCUGAGGACACGAACCAAAGGUAGCGAACCGUCGCGCGGAGCAGAACCGCCGACGCGCGCUUUUAGGACGCAAGACUACCGACCGUUAACCUCCUUUCGCAAACGAGAUCCUGCAAAUCUGCAGAAUCGGAGUCGUCACGUGAGAAUUUAUCCGCAUUUGCCUUUCACACAGAGUAGAGAUGGGCACGAAAUUUCCGGCUUCCGCUUGGCCCACCUCCAGUUUCCGCGUCAGUGCCGUUUUUACAAAACAGUGACAAAAAAAAACAAAAAAAAAAGGCGAAACAAGCGAUUGAUGAUUUUCCACGGAACGAUACCUCAGAAUCGGAUCACUGCUCACUGUAUUCAACAUUUAUACGCAACAAGCUAUCUUAGGAAACCUCGCUGCUAUUAAGAAAAUAACAUAUAUACGAGUCAUUGUGUAGGACAAAUACUUGAUGCUUUUUAACCCUCCUGUCAUAUAUAUUAUAAAUCCAAUUUGGAAAAAAAAAAUGUUUGAAGUAGUUUCUGCGAGUGAAUAAUGAGAUAAAUAGCUCUGGGGAAAAAAAUAAGGCCUAAAAAGAAUGGUCAUUUUAGGGGUGACCAUUUUUUUUUUAUUUUCUGCAAAUAAAUGCGCCAAACGGCAAUAUUUGUAUUUGGAAUUUGGGAGUUAUGUUGCCAGUAGUUCAUAGAAUCAAACAAAAAUGUUGAUUUGGCACACAUUUUCACAGUGGAACCUCAAUUUUCGUGAUUAAUCCAUCCCAGAAAGUCCGACAAAAACUGAAUCGUAUGAAAGCCAAAGCAAUGUUUCCCAUAGGAAAUAAUGGAAAUCUAUUAACCUGUUCCAGACACCCAAAAAUAUUAACAAAAAUAUAUAUUUUUUAUAGAGAACUAUAGCUUUACGUACAAAAUCAGUGUGAAAUAAAUAGAAACAACUAAUGAAGUGGAUAAAUGAACAUUAUUUCUUCAAUUUUAAUUGUUUUUCACCUUCUGUAUGAAAUCGUCGACACUGCAAUUUCUGUUGUAUUGCGUAAAAAGGGUUCAACAGACGUUAAGCCGUAUUCCAAAGUGCAAGCUUUUAUUAACAACUCCGGUCAAUAACAAGCCUCCCGGUGUGCUCGACAACACUCGGACAAGUUGGGGCAACAUCGGCGUAACAUCCUGUCAAAAGUCAGGCCUUCAAAUUAAAAGCACAAACAGUUUCACCACACUUUCUUUGGCCUAUUUAGUAGUCAAUUUUGUGCUUGGCUAUGUAAUGCGACCGUUAAAAAGGUCGCCGUGCAAAAACUAGGGCAAACUGAGGUUCCACUGCACUUAUAAAUAGCAAAAUAAGAGCAAGUGAUCAUUUUUGCGAGGCUCUACUAGUUUUUUGUUUUUUUUUCCAGAGCUGUGAAUAACAUUUACUGGACUCUUUUUUUUAUUAUUUUUUUAUUUUUUAUUUGUUAUUUUUUUAGUUUGCGACACUUUUGGAUAAGUCAAGGAACCUUAUUGCUGUUCCUGCACAUAACACAUGUAACAAGAGGGUUAAAAAAAAAAAGAAUAAAUAACAUUUUUAAUGCAGUGAUGCAUUUAUGCAUGCUUUAGUGUUUAUGUGUCCGUUUACGCUGAAAGCGCAAUUUGUGUGAUGUUCAGUGGUUGUGUGAUUUGAGUUGUUUUUUUAUUCGUCGUUCGUGCGUGGGUGUUUGCGUGUGUGUGUGUUUGUGUUUGUGUGUGCGUGUGCGUGUGUGUGUGUGUGUGUGGAGCAGGCGGGGUUUACCGUUUCCAAGGUGACGCAGAUACAAACGAUUCGAUUGGACGAUCUUUGGGAUCAAUCUCCCUCGGACGGUACUCUACAAAUCCGUAUUUGCUGUUGUCAUGGUUACGCUGUUGCUUGUGUCGACUACUUCCCCUUGCUGGAUUUUCCCUGAUUACUUUCUUUUUUUUUAAUACAGCUGUAUGUAUCUUAUUCUGCACUCAUUUUCGAUAUAUUUCUUAUUCUUCCUACGUGAUUUAAGUGCAGAUUCUCUUCUAAAGCCUCCUGUUAUUUAUUUCCCUGCAGAUCAUUGAUUGUGAAUUUUUUAUUUUUUCAUGUGAAGUGUGUGAAGUCUUAAGUUAUCCGUGUGCGUGUGCGUGUGUCUGUGUGUGUGAGUAGAGAAGGAAUUGAAUAAUUUCUAAUAUAUUCUUAAUGUCAUCCCUGAAGUUUAAAUACCUGUACCACUUGUGUCGUUUCAAUGUGUUCUUUUUUUGCUUUUUUAAGUAUUUGUUGUCUGUUUUUGUAAACGAAAUGAAAAAAAAAAAAUCACAUUUAUUUCACUAUUUUUGUAGACGAAAAAUUUGAUUUUGAUUGUAUUUUUCUAUUUAAAUAUGAUUAUUAUAAAAAUGUAUUCCCCUCCUGUUACAGUGGUGAUGUCCCCGGGUCAGUUUGACCCGGGGAUGUUUCAUGAUCUAAACAUUUCAGAAACAGAAAGGAAAACAAAAUAAUCCCAAUUAACAUCAUUUGUUUUUGUGUUUUUGUUAACUUUGAAAUGGGUCAAUUUGACCCACAAGACAGGACAUGCUUGAGAAAACGUACUUGUGAGACUUGCCCUAAAUAUUGAUUGAAACUACAGGUGGUGCCUUCAGAAGUAUUUUUUUUGUUUGUUUUUUGCGAUAAAGUUACCGCCAAACUAAACAUAAAACAGAGAAAAUGACAAAUUGUGUAUUUAAAACAACCGCACAACUUUGCCUUCCGCUAGUCUAAUUGCUUACACACAAUGCAAAAUGCCAUAGACAGGCUGACAAAUAGCAUCCAUGGGGCAGUGUUAUAAUGUUUGAAGUCAUGGCUAUUUGAAAACAACACAUGUAGAUCAAAAUACUCAUAUGCUCUUAGGCAUAUAUUCUUUAUCCUCUGCGGAAAACAACUCAUAUUACUUUAGUUUACCGAGUCACUGUAGUUUUGAAAGCCGCCUUCGUUUGUCUUUAUUAUGCUGCCCCUGGUGGCCAGGUUGCACACACCAGAAUGAGUCAUGAAUUAAUCAUGAUGCACAAACUGUUUCAUUCUGUACGUUCCAUUUAAUUAUGUCAAUAGUAUGUUUUAGAAUGAAAAUAUUCUCGGGCGCUAUUUUCCUUAUUACAAAAACUUUUGGGGGGAGGCUGGAACAGACUCAUUGCAUUUCUAUUCAUUUCAAUCGGGAAACAUGAAAUUGAAAUAAACCAUUUUUGUAUUGGAUUUUUUUUAUUUUUUUUUACACUUCUGUUUAGGUCAAUUUUUAAAGUUAGCCGCAUUUAAUUGGAAAGAAAAACAAGUACAUUAUUUUCAUUGAAGCAUGAUCAGUGAGCGCAAUUGCACUAAAUAAUGCUUGAAAUUGUUACUGAACAAUGUUAACUGGGAUUUUUUUUUUUUUUCUUUAAUUCUGGCAGUAAUUAACCAUGCCCAGGGUCAAAUUGACCCGGCAACAGGGGGGGGUUUCAAUUAUGUCCAAACUUUUAGUUCCAACACAAAAUGAUACCGCACACACACACAUCCACACAGUUUUUGAUAUGAUUCUUAUUUUCAUACACACGUGUGACAGAAGGCAACAUGAAGGUUUUGUUUUCUUCUCCUUUGACACUUGAGAUUCUCCCGCUGUGAAACUUGAAUGAUUAUUUGAUCUAAUAACACAUUUUGAAAGGCUGACUAACCUCGAUUCUGUGUUGUGACGUGCAAUACUGUUUCUAUUGUUUGUACAAAAAAAGUCAGGAUUACCGUGUAAAACCUUUUUAAGAUGCAGAUUUUAUUUUUUUCAUUGCAUAUUUUGCAGAUUUUUUGAUCCACAGUGUCAUUUUUUUACUGUCUAAUGAGAAAAAAACGAAAAAGGAAUAAGACCCCGUUUUUUUCAUUGCAACUAUUUUUCAAUUCAGAUCUUUGUACUGAUGUAAAUGUAAAUGUUAUUUUGGAUAGUGUUUUUGCUAACAAAAGGAGAGACCUUUUUUUUCCAUGCAUAUUUUCACCUUGUUUGGACUUCCAUUUUUGAUUUCACCCAACAGUAGCAGAAUUCUUGGGAGUUUUUUUUUUUGAUAUCAACGGAACGACACUCCGGUGUGUCAUUUUAAGACGCUUUAAUUCAGUGAACUAUUUCAAAUGUUAUUGUUGACUUAUUUCUAAAAUCAGAGUACAGGCUCACAAAAGUGGACUAUUAUGAGGUAUUUGGAUGGUAAUUAUUACUGAAUGGUCAUUUGAUAUGAAAAAUGAAGCUUAUUUUUUAUUUUUUUAAUUAUGGCUUUGUUUUGUAUUUAACUGGUGUGUUGAUUUACAAUUUGUUGUUUUGUUUUACUUUACUUGCUAAUUAAAGACCCAUUCUGUUUAGACACA